AUGAGUCACACACACACAACAGCUCAGAAGACGGCUCUGAUCGUGUACGCUCACCAGAGCCCGGGCUCGUUCAAUGCGGCGGUUCGUGACGUGGCGGUUCAGGAGCUGACGGAGCAGGGAUACAGGGUCAUCGUGUCCGACCUGUACGCCAUGAACUUCAGAGCCAGCGCCACACAGGACGACAUCACUGGUGACCUGAAGAACUCAGAGCUGUUCCAGUAUGGAGAGGAGACCAUGCACGCCUGGGUGGAAGGCCGCCUCAGUGACGACAUCGUAGCCGAGCAGCGCAAAGUGCAGGAGGCCGAACUCAUCAUCUUCCAGUUUCCUUUGUACUGGUUCAGUGUACCUGCCAUCAUGAAGGGCUGGAUGGACAGAGUGCUGACACAAGGCUUCGCUUUCUCCCUGGAAAAGAUGUACAAUAACGGAAUAUUCAAGGAUAAAAAAGCCAUGUUGUCCUUCACAACUGGAGCAACACAGACCAUGUUCCAGCCCGAUGGCAUCAACGGAGACAUCAACAUCACACUGUGGCCUCUACAGAAUGGCACACUGCACUUCUGUGGAUUUCAGGUUCUCGCUCCUCAGAUAUUCUGGAGUCCGGCUCACUGUCCCCCAAUGGUGCGAACCGCAAUGCUAGAAGGGUGGCGAGCCCGACUAAAAGGACUGCUGGCAGAGAAGCCUUUGACUUUUGCCCCCUCUGAGCUGUUUGACCUCAGCUUCCAGGGGGGGUUCUUGCUUCGGCCCAAAGUGAGGGAGGAGCGAGAGUCACAGCCCUACGGCCUCACCACAGGACACCAUCUGGGAAAGCCGCUGCCGCCUGACAACCAGACCAGAGCUCAGCCCACAGAAGAAAACAAACCAGACUGCUCGAACUAGGACCUUCUCUUCACUCAUGAAUGUGUCUUUAAAUCCAUCUUUAUAUGUCAAAAGAUCACUUUGAUACUAAAGUUUGUGAUUUUAUAAAAGCUUUGUUUGCUGAAGCUGAAAUAAAAACAUCUAAAUAAUGACUAACAUGAAUUUAUUUAAGUGAAAUUAUGCACAUUUUAAUUUGGCUAAACCAUAUUAGUGGCAGUGGUGGAAAAUAACAUUUAUUAAUUUAUGCUUAAGAUGAUAAUGUCCAUUCUUUAUUACACUAUAUUUAGCUGAAAAUACUCGGACUUGAUUUUGAUUUGAUGUACAAAGACCCAAAAUGACUAAAGUCUGGGAUCAUUUUGUGUCUCUCUAGGAUCGUUGUGUGUCCUUUUGUGGUUAUUUUUCGUCUAUUUGUUGUGGUUUUUGUAUCUGUGGUGGUUUUGUGUCUCUUAAGUACACUGCCACAGCCUGAAGGUCUGUGCUGGUUCUACACACUAUGCUUAUGUUUAUGUUCUCCACAGAACAAGGAGCAGCGGGUAGGCCCAAACACGACCAACAGGGAACCGUGUCAAGAAGUUGACAUAUGAAAAGUGCAGAUCCACUGUAAAAGUUGAAAGUUAAA
Toxotes jaculatrix (banded archerfish) is the source of this 1471-nucleotide messenger RNA. RefSeq names its product NAD(P)H dehydrogenase, quinone 1 (gene nqo1). The transcript has 6 exons. Lineage: Eukaryota; Metazoa; Chordata; Actinopteri; Toxotidae. Gene Ontology annotation, molecular function: NAD(P)H dehydrogenase (quinone) activity. Bases 1 to 873 code for a protein of 290 amino acids. Gene Ontology annotation, cellular component: cytosol. The record is from RefSeq and is a predicted model, not a curated record.